Salvia miltiorrhiza (redroot sage) is the source of this 618-nucleotide messenger RNA. RefSeq lists its product as uncharacterized. The transcript has a single exon. Lineage: Eukaryota; Viridiplantae; Streptophyta; Magnoliopsida; Lamiales; Lamiaceae. The record is from RefSeq and is a predicted model, not a curated record. Bases 1 to 618 code for a protein of 205 amino acids.
AUGGCUACUUCUAGCUGGAAAUCUCUUUUUCCAGAGGCUACACUUACACCGCUUACGGUUCCUAUGUCGGACCACGUUGCUCUCCUUUUGAAGUGUCAGGGAACGAUGAACGCUCUUGCUAUUCGGCGAUUUCAUUUCGAGAACAAAUGGUGCCUUGAGCCUGAUGUUCCUCAUGUGGUUCGGGAUUGUUGGACAAAUCUCUACGGCAUCAACAUUAUGGAAAGACUUAUGGCGGUGUCGGAUUCUAUCUCCAUUUGGGCGAGACAUUUUAAUUCUUCUAAGAUACUUACGAAAUCUAAACUUCAGAAUGUGAUCUCUCUCUUCAAGGACGGUUCGAUAGGGAUUCUAUUCGUAAGCUCAAGGCAGUCAGGGGAGAACUUGCGAGUUUGUUGCUUCGUGAAGAAGCUCACGGGAAGCAGCGCGCCAAACAACAUUGGCUUAAAGAGGGGGGACUCUAACAUGAAGUUUUUUCAUGUUAUGGCUUUGGCUCGGUGUAAGAAGAAUACUAUUGUUAAAUUGCAGAGGGAAAAUGGGAGUUGGACUUCCGGGGAGGAGGAUAUUAAAGAUGUUGCUCGAGACUAUUUUGAGAAUCUGUUUGCCCCCCCAGGACCAUAUUGA